Cydia amplana is the source of this 1520-nucleotide messenger RNA. RefSeq names its product cyclin-dependent kinase 8 (gene Cdk8). Gene Ontology annotation, biological process: protein phosphorylation. Lineage: Eukaryota; Metazoa; Arthropoda; Insecta; Lepidoptera; Tortricidae. The record is from RefSeq and is a predicted model, not a curated record. Gene Ontology annotation, molecular function: protein serine/threonine kinase activity; ATP binding. The coding region runs from base 70 to 1455 and encodes 461 amino acids. Gene Ontology annotation, cellular component: nucleus. The transcript is spliced from 8 exons.
UAAAUUUCAAUAAUACUAGUGUAAAUAAGCAAGCGCCUAGCUUCUCAAGUUCCUAAACCAGUUAACACAAUGGGUGACAAUUUUCAAAAUAAAACAAUGGCUCCGGUUAUGAUGGACUAUGAUUUUAAAAUAAAGACUCAAAACGAGCGGUCGAAAGUCGAGGAUCUGUUUGACUUCGAAGGUUGCAAGGUUGGCAGAGGGACUUACGGGCACGUCUACAAGGCAAGGAGAAAAGACGGCUCGGAUACAAAGGACUACGCGUUGAAGCAAAUCGAAGGAACUGGAUUGUCGAUGUCGGCUUGUCGAGAGAUCGCGCUACUCCGGGAACUGAAGCAUUCAAACGUGAUAAACCUUAUAAGAGUUUUCUUGUCACAUACUGAUCGGAAGGUGUGGCUGCUCUUUGAUUAUGCGGAGCAUGAUCUGUGGCACAUCAUCAAGUUCCAUAGGGCUGCAAAGGCUAACAAAAAGUCUGUUAUGGUACCUAAGGGCAUGGUCAAGAGUUUGCUGUAUCAGAUUUUGGAUGGGAUACAUUAUUUACAUUCCAACUGGGUUUUACAUAGAGACUUGAAACCAGCAAACAUUCUAGUAAUGGGUGAAGGCCCUGAGCGGGGCAGGGUGAAGAUUGCUGACAUGGGCUUCGCCCGACUGUUCAAUGCACCAUUAAAGCCCCUUGCUGACUUGGAUCCAGUGGUGGUCACUUUCUGGUACAGGGCGCCAGAACUCUUGCUAGGGGCACGGCAUUAUACUAAAGCUAUUGAUAUUUGGGCCAUAGGUUGCAUAUUUGCUGAACUUCUCACGUCCGAGCCGAUUUUCCACUGUAGACAGGAAGACAUAAAGACCAGCAACCCGUACCAUCACGACCAGCUCGACAGAAUAUUCAAUGUCAUGGGAUUUCCGCUGGAGAAGGACUGGGAGGACAUAAGGAAGAUGCCGGAGCAUGCUACUCUAGUCAAAGAUUUUAAAAGAUCUAAUUAUCAAAACUGUUCACUAGGAAAAUAUAUGGAUAGACACAAGAUCAAGCCAGACAGCAAAGCAUUUAGUCUAUUGCAAAGGCUACUGUUGAUGGACCCAAAUAGGAGAAUCACAUCAGAAAUGGCAAUGCAAGAUCCGUACUUUUCCGAAGAUCCAUUGCCCACUCAGGAUGUAUUUUCUGGAUGCCCCAUUCCCUAUCCAAAGAGAGAGUUCUUGACUGAUGACGACCAGGAUGACAAGGGUGAUUCUAAAGCGAGACAAAACCAACAACAGCAGCAACAAAAUAAUAAUCAGCAGAAUCAGGUGCAAGCCAAUAACCAUGACCACGGAGCUAGCAACGCAAAAAGAAUGAGAAUGCCAGGUCCGAACCAAGGCAACAACACCGGCGGCGGCGCGCCGCAGGACUUCCACCAGCAGCAGAUGAUGUUCGGGCAGCAGCAGCAAGGCAACCAGCAACAGGGCAACUUCCAGCAACGCUUCUAGAAUGUUCCACCAGCGUUCUAUCACACGCUAAUCUGAAGGCUUGUGGUUAGGUUCACCUACAAUGU